AUGGACCAAGACGAGUUUUCUUCUUCUUGGAACGAAACAACGGUCUUAUGGAACAUGGAUGACUAUCCAAUCCCUGUUGGCAUCGAUGAUCUUGGUUCAAUUCGUAAAAAUAUCGAAGAAGCUCUUCAACGAUUUGGCUUUCAUGGACCUAAAGAUGUUAAUGUGCAUUGUAAGCAUCUCGAGUGUGACAUUAAAAAAGAGUUGAGCGAUGCCCGAAUAUUCUACUUACCUUCAUGUACAAAGACGUACAUGACUACUUUGGCUCAUGUUGACAAAGUGAUUACUAUGGAUAUGACUAGUACUUUGGUUAAGUUCGGAUUGACUUGUCAAGAUCCGCCUGAUGAUGAAGAGUUUAGUUUUAGUGUAGAAUCUCUGCUUGGUUAUGCACAUUUUGUUUUAGGUGCUAGUGAUAGCAUUGUCGAAGAAGAUGUUGAAGAAGAUCCCUCUUAUGUUGAAGAAGAAGACCUCUACCCUUACCCCUACCCUUACCCCUACCCCUACACCUCUGUUGAAGAAGAAGAAGAAGAAGAAGAAGAAGAUGUCUCCAAGAUCUUAGACUUUCUUGAGCCUAUUAGACCGGUAAAAAGGGAUAUGACAGCCGUCUUCUGGGAUGGUGAGGAUUGCCCAUUCCCUUAUGGUUCCACUCCUGAUGAGAUUUACCACUCUAUCACAUCAGCUCUUGUGGAAAUGAAGUUUAGUGAUAAGAUUACAAUCUGGGCCUAUCUUGAUGAUGAUGAGAAAGGUUCUUGGAGGGAUGUCUUACUGAGUGGUGACAAGACGUGGGAUUCCAGAAUCUACUUUCUUCCAGGAGGGGAUAAAGACUCGAGACGUAUUAGAAUGGCAAAUGACAUUAUUUUGUUUUUGAACAGUGGUUGUCCUCGAGAUUUGGUUCUAGUCUCAGAUCAAUUCAAAGCUGACCUCUACUACCUCGAGUUGCUUUACUAUGUACAUUCGGUUAUUGUCUUCAUAGUGCCGACUCAGGACAUCAAUAAACCAGAAAGCCCUGAAUGGCCACGAUUGCUGAUAGAUGAAGGAUAUCAUCGUUUUGCUAACAUAAGGAAAUUCUCUUAUGAACCUUGUCCUAAAGAGCAGCGUCUAAUUAUGAAUGCAGAGUCUGAAUGCCCAGAAGAAACUACCUACUGA
This is a messenger RNA of Eruca vesicaria subsp. sativa (arugula), 1143 nucleotides long. NCBI's taxonomy places the organism in Eukaryota, Viridiplantae, Streptophyta, Magnoliopsida, Brassicales, Brassicaceae. The record is from the annotation of a GenBank genome assembly.